AACAUGACGACUUACUGCAACUCUAGGCAUUCUACCGCCGCGCCUCGGCGAACACGGCCAUACUGAAGCACCGUGAGGCUCUCCGCGACUGGAGGCUCGUCGUCAAGAAGGCCCCCAACGAUGCCCAAGCGAAGCUACGCAUGGCAGAAUGCGAACGGGUGGUCAAGCGAGAUGCCUUCCUCAAGGCCAUCGAGGUCGAUGAUGCGCCAUCGGCAGCAGAAGGCCUAGAUAUCGAGCACAUGGCAGUAGACUCUUCGUAUGACGGUGCAAAGCUGGGCGACAAGAUGACAUUAGAGUUCGUCGAAGACAUGAUUGAGAGGUUCAAGACCGGCAAAAAGUUGGCCAAGAAGUACGUGUACCAGAUCAUCGUUGCCGUUAUGGAUAUUGUAAAGAAGGAACCGACCAUGGUCGAGCAUGAAGUUGAGGAGGGUCAUGAGAUUACAGUCUGCGGAGACACGCACGGUCAAUUCUUCGAUCUCAUGGAGAUCUUCCGCCUCGCUGGCAAGCCUUCCGAGACGAACUCGUUCCUUUUCAACGGCGACUUUGUCGAUCGAGGAUCCUGGUCCACUGAGAUUGCGCUUCUGCUGUACGCCUAUAAGUGGCUAUACCCUGACAAGUUCUUCCUGAACCGCGGAAACCACGAAACGGACGACAUGAACCGAAUGUACGGCUUCGAGGGCGAAUGUAGGGCAAAAUACACCGAGCGCGUGUUUAAGCUAUUCUCAGAGUCCUUCUCGAUGCUUCCUCUCGCGACGCUCAUCGGCAAGAAGUACUUUGUUCUCCAUGGCGGCCUGUUUUCAGAUGACAAGGUCACUCUGGAUGAUGUUAGGAAGCUUGAUCGUUUCAAGCAGCGGCAACCUGGCCAGGCUGGUCUUAUGAUGGAGAUGCUGUGGACUGACCCCCAGACUGCGCCUGGACGAGGACCCAGCAAACGCGGCGUCGGUCUCCAAUUUGGCCCUGAUAUCACGAAGCGAUUCUGCGAGAACAACGGCCUCGAAGCCAUCAUUCGAUCUCACGAAGUCCGCAUGGGCGGUUACGAAGUCGAGCACGAUGGACGCUGCAUCACCGUCUUCUCUGCACCGAACUAUUGCGACAGCACGCACAACAAGGGCGCCUUCAUCAAGAUUGGUCCAGAGUACAAGCUCAAGUUCACUCAGUUUGAAGCAGUACCGCAUCCAAAUAUCAAGCCCAUGGCAUACGCGUCAAAUGGUAUGAUAUAGAAGGCCCGGAUCGUACUGGGGUUCAGACAUUGUCUUGGUUAUGUAGCGAUGCAUUACUUCGGUGUUCUUUGGCGCAUCAGCAAUUCAAUCAAGAUGAGGUUAGGGGCUCAUUUGCAUUCAAGGAGUGAUUGGCGACAGGAACGGGGAGAGCGUCCGGGUGUAACAUAGGCAAAAAUGCGGAGGCAGGAAUGAUGGAAACCAUGUAUGAGCGUGUAUGCGCAUUUUAAAACCCCCUCUUGAACAUGGACACGUCCGCCAUGCUUGAAGCUCGACACGUUCUAGAUAUGAUGCAACGAAGCCUGCUAAAUGCGAUGCCCCUCACACGCGACCCCACGUGUUGCACCCGCAUCCCUGCACACCCCAAACAAAUCCGGCUGAAGGUAAACAAGGGUCGAUCC
Molecule: messenger RNA, 1618 nt
Organism: Cucurbitaria berberidis CBS 394.84
Lineage: Eukaryota; Fungi; Ascomycota; Dothideomycetes; Pleosporales; Cucurbitariaceae
Product: Metallo-dependent phosphatase
Exons: 2
Coding region: 141-1220 (359 amino acids)
Cellular component (GO): nucleus; cytosol
Molecular function (GO): protein serine/threonine phosphatase activity
Source: RefSeq, a predicted model, not a curated record